CAAAGCAAACGCCCCCUAAAAAAAAAGGCAAAUGGCCCUUCCAAAUUCUUGUUUCUUGCCACUUCUAGCACUGCCACUUCUCUACUGGGGUUUCAACUUGCUCAAGCGUCAGCCAAAAGAAACAAAACUAGUGUUUUAUGUCCACGACUAUUUAAGUGGGCAUGACACAUCUGCAAUCACUGUAGCAGGAAAAGAUGGGCCUCAAACUAGUGUUCUUCAUUUUGGGACAAUGGUUGCAGUGGAUGAUCCAGUAACUGAAGGUCCAGAUCCAAAGUCCAAAGAGAUCGGUAGAGCUCAAGGCAUGUACAUCAAUUCACAGUUAGAUGGCAAGGGACUGUACUUGAUGUUUUCUGUUAUUUUCACUGAUGGGGAAUUCAAAGGGAGUACUUUGGAGAUUCAAGGUGCUGAUCUUUUUGCAAUGAAGGAGAGGGAAUUCUCUAUUGUUUCAGGGACUGGUUUUUUUAGAUUUGUUAAAGGUUAUGGCAUUAUGACAACUCACUUUAUUGAUAUUCCUAAUCUCAGAGCCAUUCUUAAGCUUCAUGUUACUGUAAAGCACUAUUGACUUUUCCUAGUUUAUGUCAAAGUUUUGAUGUAUUCUGCCUCUUUUCCUAGAAUCAAAUUCGAUGCUACUUUUUUCUACUUACUGAAAUAAAAUAAAAAAGUUUUCCUAAAUGAUCGAUGUGAACAUUCGUAUA
Messenger RNA from Nicotiana attenuata, 695 nucleotides. Its product is annotated as dirigent protein 11-like. The record is from RefSeq and is a predicted model, not a curated record. Bases 32 to 562 code for a protein of 176 amino acids. NCBI's taxonomy places the organism in Eukaryota, Viridiplantae, Streptophyta, Magnoliopsida, Solanales, Solanaceae. The transcript has a single exon.